Molecule: messenger RNA, 195 nt
Organism: Penicillium pulvis
Lineage: Eukaryota; Fungi; Ascomycota; Eurotiomycetes; Eurotiales; Aspergillaceae
Exons: 1
Coding region: 1-195 (64 amino acids)
Source: RefSeq, a predicted model, not a curated record
AUGCAACUUGAUGAUAUGGAGAUCCAAAACGACCAGAUGCACGCACAUAUCGUGAAGGACAACGAGUCUCGAUUGCAGCUGGAAGAAGCCGUGGCUAGAUGCCAAAAGCAGUACCACAAAUUGCAGUCGAUGGCAGAUGCAAUGGCGGAACAGUCAUUUAAUUUGGAGUUGAGGAAAGAAGAGAAGGAACCUUGA